Drosophila pseudoobscura is the source of this 2325-nucleotide messenger RNA. RefSeq lists its product as uncharacterized. Bases 1219 to 2325 code for a protein of 368 amino acids. The record is from RefSeq and is a predicted model, not a curated record. The transcript is spliced from 6 exons. NCBI's taxonomy places the organism in Eukaryota, Metazoa, Arthropoda, Insecta, Diptera, Drosophilidae.
UCAGUCGUUUGCUGGCUUUCAACGCUGUCGGUUCUCUGUGGGUUGGUCCGUUUUUUGUGCGUCGCGUCGGUGGUUUUUGGCGUCGUCCGUUUUGCGUUUGUCGUUGCGUUAUCCAUUGCUACGUCGCUGUCGCUGCCGCUGCCGCUGCCACUACCGCUGCUGCUGCUGCUGCUUUGCAUUGUGCCCCCUCCCUUGCCCAACACCGCACCACACGCCACUCUCCCCUCUGUGCCAGUGUGUAUGGGUGUGUGUGUGUGUGGCCCAGCCUAUCUCCGAGAGCCUCAGUGUGUGUGCGCCAGCCAGUGUGCUAGUGUGAGUGCCAGUGCGAGCAAAUGUUGAAAGGCAGCAGCACAGCAUGGCCCGAAAAGACAGCGGAAAAUGGGAAAAGCGUGCAUACUUUCGGUCGCACUGAGUAAUGAUUUUUGUGUUCGCUGGAAAUGAAAAUUGUUUUGUGCUGGCGCUGCCAUCAAACGAAAAUGGAAAUGGAAAAUUGAAAUACCCCAAGAGAAAAGUAGAGCCAAAUACGCGUUCAAGCAAAAAAGUGUGUGCGAAAUUGCAAUUAAUCGCAAAAUUGGGACUGUGAAAAGGGAAAACGUGGAAACGUGGAAACGUGGAGGCGAACGUUGUGCUUCAUAAAUAUGCUGCGGCACACAUACACGACCAUUCAAACAACAGUGCCACACACACACACGGACACACACUCCAUUACGACGGACAGGCGACGACAGUCCGUGUCCUGGGCCUGAAUCCUGGCCCAUGAAUGAACCUGCCAUCGAAUCGCUGACAAGGAAGAGCAAGAGCAGACCAGCCUUGCCUCUCACUUUUCCCCUCCCUCCAUUCACACCCACACGACACACACACACACACACGCCAACACCCUCUCACAAAGCCAUACAUACAUACACAUGUGCAACAUUUAAAAGCAUAUAAAAAGGCAAUUUUCGAGAGAUUUUUGCGCGACGAAAGGGAAAUAGAAACUACGUGAACGCUGCGAGCCGCGCAUUUGGAAACCAGAAAAAAGCACACACACAGACACACACAUACAUACGUGUAUAUAUAUAGCGAAUAAAAAGAUACGCUGAUAGAGAGCAAGACAGAGAAAAAGACACAGAGUACAUAGCACCACGGACGGGAGAGAAAGAGAUACAGAGCGUGGAAGCAGUUAUUGAAAGUUGAGGGGCAACCAUCGGUGAUGUGGGACACAUCCCGCAACGGGCAAUGCAACAACCCCAACGUUUCAUACCGUCUGUAUCUGAUCUAUAUGGCACGGACGAGAUAGAACUGCUGCUGGACGAGAUACGUGAGCUGGAGCUGGAGCCGGUCUGCUGUCAGCUGGACGAUGAGCAGGACUUUGAAAUAGCUGGCAGCAGGGCCGGCGAGCUCUCGCUAUCCCUCGAAUCGCCGCUGGGCACAUGCACCUCCUGGGACUCGCAUGCCAACUACAAACAGCGCAGCGGAGCGACACCGCUGCCAUGGGGCGUUGCCCUACACUGUGAUCCGCAACACUUGAAAACGCCUACAGGGAUUGUGCGCAUACUAUUGGUGUUAUCCUCGGCCGCCUGCCUGGCCUGCGAAUGCUCUGCGGGCACGGUACAGGUGGGCCUCUUUCUACUGCCACUCAUCGGACGCCUGAGACUGAUGGUCUUCUGUGCGCUCUUCUCGCUACUCAUCACAUGUCUCAUGCUCUUUCUGGAUAUAUCGCAUAUAGCUCUCAUGUUUCCAUUCAAUUGGACUAAAGUGAAUACGUGGAUGUACCUGAGUAUUGGUUUGAUAUUUAUUUUGAGCUCCACAUUACUUGUCCACAUGGUCCUCUGUGCCACUGAAUACACAUGGGUAUCCAAGCAUUCCAGGGACACACUAUUAGCCACAGGCAUUAUUGGAUAUGUGUGCGCCUUGGAGGCAUUUCUUUUGUCGGGCAUCGCAUCCUGGCCAUGGACUCAGUACCGUCAGGUGCCCGACGAUGCCAGCGAAUUGUUUAUCGAGGAUCGCGAAAUGACACCGAUGAGUCCCAUUAUUUGUAGCACCGAACUGCAUGCGACGCCAUAUCGGAAUGGCAAUGCAGCAGUAUCGGAGGAUCUAUAUAACCAACAACAACAACAAUCGUCCUAUAAUCAAAAGCCUUAUAUACCUGCCAAACGACCCAAUGAGCUCAACAACCAGCGUCCAGCAUUGGGUCACACACAAACCGCACGGACAAAACCCAAUCAACGUUAUCGAGAGGGCUAUCACUAUCACACAUCCCGCCAGAGUCCCACAUUCGUGUUAGGCGAUGAUCAGGGUGCCGGUCCAUCCACGUCCCGUUCCAAUGAUAAUUCUAGUGCGUGA